Messenger RNA from Solanum dulcamara, 3511 nucleotides. Its product is annotated as G-type lectin S-receptor-like serine/threonine-protein kinase At4g27290. The transcript is spliced from 6 exons. Gene Ontology annotation, biological process: recognition of pollen; protein phosphorylation. The record is from RefSeq and is a predicted model, not a curated record. NCBI's taxonomy places the organism in Eukaryota, Viridiplantae, Streptophyta, Magnoliopsida, Solanales, Solanaceae. The coding region runs from base 224 to 2650 and encodes 808 amino acids. Gene Ontology annotation, molecular function: protein serine/threonine kinase activity; ATP binding.
GCAGCCUUGUGAGGAGUACUUCCAAAUUUAGGCAAAGAUGCUAUAUACUCAUGUCACAUCAUGAUCAUGCAAUUUCCAUCUUCUUUCCAUCACCUUCUUAACAUCAAGAAGAGGCAACAAGAACAUUCAAAUCCUUAUAUGAAAUAAGGACUAGCCAAAAGUAAAAUAUCAAAGGCAAAUAUAUAGGCGACCAAAUUAAAAGGCUUAGGCAUCAAACGCAUUGAUGGAAUCUAAAUACUUCAUAUUUUUCCUACUGUCUUUCUGCUCUUUUAUACCCAAGAUUGUUUCUACUACAACAAAUGUAAUCACUACUAAUCAGUUCAUCACAGAUGGUGAAACUAUUGUUUCAUCUGGCGGAACCUUUGAGAUGGGAUUUUUCAGCCCCAACGGUUCCACAACGCGAUAUAUUGGGAUAUGGUACAAGCAAAUUCUUCCUUAUGUGCAAACAGUUGUAUGGGUUGCAAACAGAGAGAAACCACUCACCAAUACAUCUUCAGUCGUUUUGAAGGUCAACAAGCCGGGAAUACUUGCUCUUCUCAAUGACAAGAAUGAAACUAUAUGGUCUACGAACACCUCGCGAUCAGUCCAAAAUCCAGUUGCAAUGCUUUUGGAUUCUGGUAAUCUUGUUGUGAAAGAUGCAAAUGAUAGAAAUCCAGAAAAUUUCCUAUGGCAGAGUUUCAAUUUUCCAACUGAUACUCACUUGCCUGAUAUGAAACUUGGAAAGAAUUUCAAGACUGGUCUUGAAGUCUACCUUUUAGCAUGGAAGAACGAUAACGAUCCAACUCCAGGAGAAUACAGUCUCCACAUUGAUCCUACCGGAUAUCCACAGGGCAUCAUCAGACGUGGUGCAAGGGUAUCAGCUCGAGCAGGACCAUGGAAUGGUUUACGGUGGAGUGGAGCACCUGCACCACUACAAACACAAAACAGCAUAUAUACAUUUCAAUUUGUUUUCAAUAAAGACGAGGUUUACUAUAGUUUUUCUCUCAUUAACAACUCAGUGUUAACAAGGCUAGUCAUUACUAACAAUGGAUAUAUACAACGUUUGACGUGGGUGGAUAGGACAAAGAGUUGGCAUCUUUACCUCAAUAUUCCUCUGGAUACUUGUGAUACAUAUAGCUUAUGUGGUGCCUAUGGGAGCUGUGUCAUAGAUAGUUCUCCUGUUUGUGGAUGUUUGGACAAGUUUGUACCUAAGUAUCCACAACAAUGGGAAAAGGGAGACUGGUCAGAAGGGUGUGUUCGGAAGACACCUAUUGAUUGCAAAAAGGAACAUGGAUUUCUAAAAUAUUCUGGAAUCAAGUUGCCAGAUACUAACUACUCUCAGUACGAUAGGACCAUGACACUCGAAGGAUGUAGGCAAGUAUGCUCGACGAACUGUUCUUGCACAGCUUAUUCGAGCCUAGAUAUAAGCAAUGGAGAUAAAGGUUGCUUGUUUUGGUCUGGGGAGUUGAUUGAUAUCAGAAAGCUCUCUGGAAGAGGACAAGAUAUUUACAUCAGAAUGGAUUCUUCAGAGCUAGUAUCUGAGGCAGGUUCAAACAGAAAGAAGGCAGGGAUACUCGCGGUGAGUUUCUCAUUGUUAGUGGCAAUGAUUCUGCUAGGUCUGUUCUUGUACAUACGAAAAAAGAGGAAACUAAAAUUCAAAGAAGAUUUUGAGCUGCCACAGUUUCAAUUUUCGAUAAUAACAAGAGCCACAGAUAACUUUUCGUUCAACAACCAGAUUGGAGAGGGUGGAUUUGGACUUGUUUAUAAGGGAGUGCUGGAGGAGGGACAAGAAAUAGCUGUGAAGAGAUUGUCAAGGACUUCCAUGCAAGGAAUUGAUGAAUUCAAGAAUGAAGUUACCUAUAUUGCCAAGCUUCAGCAUAGAAAUCUUGUGAGACUUCUGGGUUGCUGCAUUCAAGGGGAAGAAAAGAUGUUGAUCUAUGAAUACAUGCCUAAUAAAAGCCUGGACUCAUACAUAUUUGAUCAAACAAAGAAAAAGUUACUUGAUUGGUCAAAGCGUUUCGAUAUCAUAAAUGGAAUUGCUCGAGGCUUAUUGUAUCUCCAUCAAGAUUCUAGACUACGGAUUAUCCAUAGAGACCUUAAAGCAAGCAAUAUUUUGUUAGAUACAGAAAUGAACCCAAAGAUAUCAGACUUUGGCAUGGCUCGAAGUGUUGCAGGAAAUGAAAUGGGAGCAAAAACAUGCCAUGUGGUUGGGACACAUGGCUACAUGUCCCCGGAAUAUGCAAUAGAUGGGAUCUUCUCGGUAAAAUCAGAUGUGUUUAGCUUUGGCGUAUUGGUGUUAGAGAUUGUGAGUUGCAAGAAAAAUAGAGGAUUUUUCCAUCAAGAUCACAACCUAAACCUUCUCGGUCACGCAUGGAAGCUUUACAAAGAAGAUAGAUCCUUGGAACUAAUAGAUGAGGAGCUAACUGAUUCUUGCCAUAUUUCUCAAGCUUUAAGGUCAAUUGAAGUGGGACUAUUAUGUGUGCAACAAUGUCCUGAAGAUAGACCAAACAUGUCUUUUGUGGUUCAGAUGUUAGGUAAUGAGAGUUUACUGCCUGAAGCAAAAGAACCAGGAUUUUUCAUGGAAAGAACAGUACAUGAUUCAGAUAACUCAGGAAUGCAGACAGGAAGUUCAAACAAUGAAGUAACAAUCACAAUGUUAAAUCCUCGGUAGAGUACUGUGAAUUAGUCGGUCGUUAAUACGCAUGAGUAACAAAUAUACGGAUAGAGAAAUUGUUUCUUUUUUUUUUACAAUAAAGUGAAAUAUCAAUUGUUUAGCAUCGGCUUUUCAGGAUUACACUCAUUCACAAGAAAAAAUAUGUCUUAGAGCCUAGAUGACGACAUUGAAGUGCCCGCUAAGCGAGGUGCAAAGCUCAACUUGUUUUGCGCAUCACUUUAGGAAUUAAGCGUGCCUUUGAGUAUUUAGAAAAUGGUUCAUAAUAAUAAGCAUCUAUUCAACUUGACUUGCUUUUGCAUUUGCUGUGAGAUAUACAACUGAUUUACAUUUGUAUCUUACAAAGAAAUGAAAAUGCUAGUAAGCAAAAAUUUCCAAAUUAUAUAGCCCAUGAAUUAUGUACAAUUGUCUAACUAUGCCUUCCGUUAGAAGUUCCCAGCAUAAAAGAGGAAACUCGAUCGUAUCAUACGUAAUUUCAUUUUCCAAUUACAAUAGACAGAAUCUUCGUUGGUCAUUCACAAUUGCCCAUGUUAGCGGACACCGUGGACACAUGGUCAUCUCAACAAGAUUGGGACAGAAUAAUGAGUCAAGGGAAGUUGCAUUACUUGUGUCUGUUAUUUUGAGCUGACUUUGAAGUUUUGAUGAUUUAACAAACCUUGGAAUCUAAUGAGGAACCUAAUCCCAGGAAAGAUUGAGAGCUCCGUACUCUACUGAAGUGGUUGGUGCGUGUCUGUUUGUAGAGCAGCAGACUCUCAGCUAGUGGCAUUGCUCAAAGGGUUUUGUGUCCAACUUAUAUAAGUCUCUUCUCCAAUGACGCAACCUAGGUUUUGCAUUCUAGAAGAAUUAUACAACAAAAGUCAU